UGUACAUUGUAAACUAUUCAUAAUUGUAUUUUCAGACUGAAUAUGCAGAACGGAACAGAGAAAUAUGACAAAGUGGCAAUUUUGGACGCAGGGACUCAGUUUGCCCAGCUGAUUGAUCGUUGUGUACGUGAGCGGAAUAUGUACAGUGAACUCCUUCCCCUGGAAACCUCCGUGUACAAACUGAGGGAGGAGGGAUUCAAGGCUGUUAUUAUAACUGGAGGACCGAGCUCUGUGAAUAAUAUUGAUGCUCCGAGCUAUGAUGCGGAUAUAUUCCGAGCAGAUCUUCCUGUUCUAGGAAUAUGCUACGGGAUGCAGAUGCUGAACAAGGAGUUUAACGGAACCGUGGUAAAGAAGGAUGGUCGUGAGGACUCCGCCUUGUCGAUCGAGGUUGACGAGACGAGUCCCCUGUUCAAGGGACUAGACAGGGUCCAGCAGGUUCUUCUUACACACGGAGACUCCGUAGAGAAGGUUGGAGAGGGGCUUAAGGUGAUCGGACGGUCAAACAACUGCGUAGCUGCUGUGUCCAAUGAGAAGCUGAGACUCUACGGAGUGCAGUUCCACCCUGAGGUGAAGCUGACGACCAACGGAGUGAAGAUGAUUGAGAACUUCCUGAUGGGGGUCUGCGGGUUGACCGGGAACUUCGAGCUGCCAUGUAGGAUAUCCUCGUGUGUGCAGGAUAUUCAGAAUAUUGUUGGGAAUAAGAAGGUUAUUCUUCUAAUCUCAGGUGGAGUUGACAGCAGUGUGUGUGCUGCCCUGCUAAAGAAAGCAUUAAGACCUGAUCAGAUUGUUGCUCUGCAUAUAGACAAUGGUUUCAUGAGGAUGAAGGAGUCGGAGAAGGUGCUGGAGUCCCUCCAGGUUCUAGAGAUGAACGUGGAGUUGGAGAAGGCAUCGCAAGAGUUCUACUUCUCCUCCACCACCCUGGAGAACGGAACAAGAACAGAGUUACUCAACCGGACGACGGACCCGGAGGUGAAACGCAAAAUAAUCGGUGACACUUUUAUUCACGUGGCCGAGCGGAGAAUCAAUCAGAUGAAUUUGGAUGAUGAUCAGGUUCUCCUGUGUCAGGGAACCCUUCGUCCUGAUUUAAUUGAGUCUGCAAGUCAUCUAGCAACUGCUGGAGGACUAGCAAGUACCAUCAAGACCCAUCACAACGACACAGGGUUGGUUCGGAAGCUGAGAGCUGAUAAUAAGGUCGUAGAACCAUUGAAGGACUUCCACAAGGACGAGGUUAGGGCUAUAGGUCGAAAACUAGGACUACCAGAGAACCUGGUCACCCGGCGACCUUACCCUGGUCCUGGUCUAGCCAUCAGGGUGAUCUGCGCCACCACACCACACCUGGAUGUAGACUUUGGAGAGAUAGAGGUGGUGGCAAAGGUUGUGGUUCAAUACCAACAGAUGGCAGCCAACAACCACGCUCUUCUUAACAGGAUCGACAACAGUACUUCAGAAGCUGAUCGACAGCUGUUAAGCCAUGCCUCUGGUAAACAGAGAUACAACGCCACCUUGCUUCCUAUCCGUACAGUCGGAGUGCAGGGAGACCACAGAUCCUACAGUUACUGUGUUGGAAUCUCCUGUGAAGGGGAACCCAUUUGGGAGGAUCUUAAAAUAUUUUCGCGGAUUAUUACUCAGGUGUGUCAUGGGAUCAAUCGGGUUGUAUUCAUCUUUGGACCUAUUGUUCAGAAUCCUGUUCAUGAUAUUACACGAACCACUCUCACUCCCCAGGUCCUGUCGAUCGUGCGUCAAGCGGAUCAUGUGGCGAACAAGGUCCUGUCUUCCUCCAGUGCCUCCGGCAACAUCAGCCAGAUGCCCGUGGUCCUCCUUCCCGUUCACAUGGACCGGUCACCGUUAAAACCGGUUCCGAGCGUUGCCCGAGCAAUCGUCCUCCGACCGUUCAUUACGGAGGAUUUUAUGACUGGGGAGUUUGCAGUGCCUGGGAGGGAUAUUCCUCUGGAUAUUGUUCAGAAAAUGGUUUCGGAGAUACUGAGUGUAGACGGAGUUUCCAGAGUAAUGUACGAUAUCACAAACAAACCUCCGGGAACAACGGAGUGGGAGUAAUUUAAGAAAUAAUUCAUUUCAGAAUAUUCAUUCGGAGUUAUAAAAUACAUUUGCUUUUUUCUGUACCUGCAUGUAUUAUUGAAUUUAGAAAGGUGCAUUUUUUGUUUGACUUUUUGUACCAUACAUGUAUUAUGUUGUACUUCGUAUUUUGUACUUAAUACCUUAUAUGGUGUAUGCUGCACUUUAAAUGUUUUACGCUGUACAAUUAUUGUACUGAAACCGGUGGAUCUGUUAAAGUUAGGCAUUUAAAUUUUAAAUCUUUUUUCGUUUAAAUUAAAUUUGACUGAAUAUCUUAA
Eurytemora carolleeae is the source of this 2351-nucleotide messenger RNA. RefSeq names its product GMP synthase [glutamine-hydrolyzing] (gene bur). The transcript is spliced from 5 exons. Bases 43 to 2055 code for a protein of 670 amino acids. Gene Ontology annotation, cellular component: cytosol. NCBI's taxonomy places the organism in Eukaryota, Metazoa, Arthropoda, Copepoda, Calanoida, Temoridae. Gene Ontology annotation, molecular function: GMP synthase activity; GMP synthase (glutamine-hydrolyzing) activity; ATP binding. The record is from RefSeq and is a predicted model, not a curated record. Gene Ontology annotation, biological process: GMP biosynthetic process.